GUACCCAGGAAAGAGGAUGUAGCAUCUCCUGCAGUAGCAUAGCAAACAGGGCAUAUGAGAGGAAAGGGCGGCUGUUGUGCAGUAAAUAUGGGACGGAAAAUGGCCUUAUGAACGAGGAGGUGAUGAUUCACCGCCAGGUGAUACUGACCCAGAACUUGUACCAGAGCAGGUUUCUCGGGCUUGCAGCUAUGGCCUCUCCAUCUCGUGCAUCUCAGGGCAGGAGGCGAUGUAAGGACCCGAUCCGACACAGUUUUAAUCCUGAGCAGUUCCCCAAUGUGGACUUCCAGAACGGCGUGGCGGAGGAUCAGGCGGCAGCCGUGCUGCGCUCCACUAGUGACACUGACCUGCUGACGUCCCACUGCCGCUCCACCCUCACCGUCAGCACCUCCAGCUACACCAUCGGCCAGACGCAGGACAUCACCCUCAGCUGGGACAUCAAGGAGGAGGUGGAUGCCGGAGACUGGAUUGGCAUGUACCUCAUUGAUGAGGUUCUGUCAGAGAAUUUCCUGGACUACAAAAACCGAGGUGUGAACGGCUCCCACAAAGGGCAGAUCGUCUGGAAGAUUGAGGCCAGCUCCUACUUUGUGGAACCGGAGACUAAGAUCUGUUUUAAAUAUUAUCAUGGAGUUAGUGGAGCGCUUCGGGCCACAACACCAUGCGUGACCGUGAAGAACCCUUCUGCACCGGUGUUUAAGCCGGUGGCCACAGAUGACGUUCCUCAGAGUCAGGGAAGAAGGAGACUCAUCAGCUUCUCUCUGUCAGAUUUCCAGGCCACUGGACUGAAGAAAGGCAUGUUUUUUAACCCCGACCCCUACCUAAAGAUCGCCAUCCACCCUGGCAAACAUAGCAUCUUCCCAGCGCUGCCUCACCACGGCCAGGAGAAGAGAUCCGGCAUCGUCUGCAAUACCAUUAAUCCUGUUUGGCAGAGGGAGCGCUUUAAUUUUGUGUCUCUGCCUACGGAUGUGUUGGAGAUUGAGGUGAAGGACAAGUUCGCCAAAAGCCGUCCCAUCAUAAAGCGUUUCUUGGGCAAGCUGUCCAUGCCAGUGCAAAGACUACUGGAGAAGCAUGCUAUUGGUGAUCGAGUGGUCAGCUAUACUCUGGGUCGAAGACUUCCAACAGAGCAUGUCAGCGGGCAGCUGCAGUUCAGGUUCGAGAUCACCUCCUCCAUUCAUCCAGAUGAUGAAGACAUGUCUCUGAGCACAGAGCAGCCGGUGGCGGCAGCAGAAGCUCAAGCUCAGCCUCAAGCUGAAGACACCAUGAGUUUAGAUCUCGGAGCCCCAGAGCUGCCCUUAGAUGGAGAUACAGCUUCAGUCGAGAUGCCAAUGGAUGUUGAAUCUGGUCAGAGCUGUGCAGCUGAAGCAGAUGUCAUAGAGGAAGAGUGUCUAGAGGAAGAACAGCAGGGAGAAGAAGAAACGGCAGCAGAGAUGGAGCAAAGUGAAACCAACGCAGAAGAAACAACACAAGUCUUGGAUCCAGUCAAUGGUGCUGAAGAAGAAGAAGCAGAGAAUGAUUGCGCCUUUGCAGAAGAGUCUUCAGAAGCUCCCGCAGGAGUCGAAGAGGAGGGGAUUUCAGAUCCGCAGCCGGCUUCAGAGGAGCCAGAUGCGGAUUUAGAGGAAGGCUGUUCACUGAGGAUCCGAACCACUCCAAGAAGAAAGCCCCGUCCCUGCUCUUUACCUGUAUCUGAGCUUGAGACGGUCAUCGCUUCAGCCUGUGGGGAACCCGAAACACCACGCUCUCAUUACAUCAGAAUACACCACCUGCUCCACAGCCUGCCGGCCACUCAACCACAGACAGGAGACUCCGCCGGGCCUGAACCAGACCGACCAAUAGGUGUAGAGGAAGAAGAUGAAGAGGAAGAAGAAGAAGAAGAAGAAGGUGUGACUCUUGAAGAUCACGCUUUAACACCCAACGGCCCUCGCAGGACUCUUCCUCGCAGCCGCUCUCAUGAACGCCUCUCUGACCUCAUCCAGAUGCUGGAUGGAGAUGGACAUCCGCUCGGGGCUGAGGGGCAAACUGGAGGUCAGAGGUCACCCGAUUUGAGCCCGGUUGCGUGCUGCAGUCACAUGUCCCCGAGAGCUUCUGGUCCCAUUCGCGCACCGUCCCUAGACAGUGCGCGGAGAUCCGAGAGCACAGUGUUCUCCUCGCAGGAUGACGAGGACGAGAUGGAGCAGCCGAAUGGCAUUCUGGGAUCAGAGACAGACACGGAGCAGGGUGCUAAAUGUCGGGAGCCAGGUGACGGGAGCUGUCAGUGGGAGGAGGCACCGGAUAGUCACGUUCAGAGCCCUCAUGGCAUUAUGGGUAAUGGAGAGGCAGCCGGACCGAGUAGCAGACGAGAAUGUCCUUUGCCUUGUAACCAUCCUGCAGUGAGUCAGCUGCCCGCCCUGCGGCCCGAUCCACAUCACUAUCCCACCAUAGAUGAGCCGCUGCCGCCCAACUGGGAGGCCCGGAUCGACAGUCACGGUCGUGUAUUUUAUGUGGAUCACAUUAACCGGACCACCACUUGGCAAAGACCCACAUCUGCAGCCACGCCGGACGGCCUACGCAGGUCUGGAUCCGUCCAACAGAUGGAGCAGCUCAACAGGAGGUAUCAGACUAUCCAGAGGACGAUGGCCACCGAGAGGAGAGAAGAGGAAUCAGGAAGCCCCCGUAAUGACAGAACAGCCAAUACUGAGACAGACUCGCCUCUGCAAACAAACGAGUUGAGGAGAGACACCCCAUGUUCUCCAGGCCACUGUCAGAAGAUUACGUUACUGUUACAGAGUCCAGCGGUCAAAUUCAUCACUCACCCAGAGUUCUUCACUGUUCUCCACGCUAAUUAUGGUGCGUAUCGAAUGUUCACCAACAGCUCGUGUCUGAAACACAUGGUCCUAAAGAUCCGACGGGAUGCUCGAAAUUUUGAGCGCUACCAGCACAACCGUGACCUGGUGACGUUCCUGAACCGCUUUGCAGACGCUCAGCUGGAGCUGCCGCGCGGCUGGGAGAUCAAAACUGACCCGCAGGGGAAGUCCUUUUUUGUAGACCACAACAGUCGUGCCACAACCUUCAUCGAUCCCAGAAUCCCCUUGCAAAACGGCAGAUUACCAAACCACCUGACGCACCGCCAGCACCUGCAGAGAUUGCGCAGCUACAGCGCAGGAGAGGCAUCUGAGGUGUCACGCACCCGAGGGGUGUCUUUGUUAGCCAGGCCUGGAAACAGCCUGGUUGCAGCCAUACGAAACCAAAGCCAGCAGGAGCCAGUGCCAUUAGCAUACAAUGAUAAAAUUGUAGCAUUUUUACGGCAACCAAACAUCUUCGAGGUGCUACAGGAGCGUCAGCCCAGCUUUGCCAGGAAUCACUCACUCAAGGAUAAAGUGCAUCACAUCCGAACCGAAGGCACGCAGAGACUGGAGAAGCUGUCGUGUGAUGCUGACCUGGUCAUGCUGUUAAGUUUGUUUGAGGAGGACAUCAUGUCUUACGUUCCUCUCGCAUCAUUUCACCCCGGGUUCAACUUUUCACCUCGCUGCUCUCCUGGUUCUUCUCCUCAAAAUUCUCCAGGGACUCAGAGGGCUCGGGCUCCAGCCCCGUACAGAAGAGACUUUGAGGCCAAAUUGCGCAACUUCUACAGGAAGCUUGAGGCAAAGGGCUACGGGCAAGGACCCGGGAAGAUCAAAUUGAUCGUCAGAAGAGAUCAUCUGUUGGAAGGAACAUUUAACCAGGUCAUGGCCUACUCGCGUAAAGAGCUGCAGAGAAACAAGCUGUACAUCACCUUUGUUGGAGAGGAAGGUCUGGACUACAGUGGACCAUCACGAGAGUUCUUCUUCCUGCUGUCCCAGGAGCUGUUUAACCCUUACUAUGGCCUGUUUGAAUACUCCGCUAACGACACGUACACCGUCCAGAUCAGCCCCAUGUCUGCUUUUGUGGAGAACCAUCUGGAAUGGUUCCGCUUCAGUGGUCGAAUUCUCGGCCUGGCUUUGAUUCAUCAGUAUUUGUUGGAUGCUUUCUUCACACGACCGUUUUAUAAAGCUCUUCUCAGACUACCCACUGAUCUCAGUGAUCUGGAGUAUCUGGAUGAGGAGUUUCACCAGAGCUUGCAGUGGAUGAAGGACAAUGACAUCACUGAUGUGCUGGACCUCACCUUCACUGUCAAUGAGGAAGUGUUCGGACAGGUGACAGAGCGGGAGCUGAAGUCUGGUGGGACAAAUGUGCAGGUGACAGAAAAGAAUAAGAAAGAGUACAUUGAGCGGAUGGUAAAGUGGAGGGUGGAGCGAGGCGUUGUCCAGCAGACACAAGCUCUGGUGCGAGGAUUUUAUGAGGUGGUGGACUCUCGUCUGGUGUCUGUGUUUGAUGCCAGAGAGCUGGAGCUGGUCAUCGCAGGAACAGCAGAGAUCGAUUUGAAUGACUGGAGAAACAACACAGAGUACAGAGGAGGUUAUCAUGAUGGGCACAUUGUGAUCCGCUGGUUCUGGGGAGCAGUGGAGCGCUUCAAUAAUGAGCAGCGCUUGCGUCUGCUGCAGUUUGUGACGGGCACCUCCAGUGUGCCGUAUGAGGGCUUCACUGCCCUGCGUGGCAGCAACGGCCUGAGACGCUUCUGCAUCGAGAAAUGGGGAAAGAUCACAUCACUCCCGAGGGCGCACACAUGCUUUAACCGUCUGGAUCUUCCACCGUAUCCAUCCUACACGAUGCUAUACGAGAAACUCCUGAUCGCUGUGGAAGAGACCAGCACUUUUGGCCUUGAGUGAGGACUUCACGUGACACACUGUCCUCUGGGAGAGCACUUCUUGUACACUGUAUGUAUUUCUCUACUAGCGUGGAUCGUUUCUUUGGUUUGUUCAGGACACCACUGCAUGCUUCAGUCGCCUGCGCGGGUGGACGGUGAGUAACGGGUACGCAAUAGUGAUAAAAAAAGAGAAGCCUUCAACCUGCUUUAACACUCAGGGCCUCGACCUCCGCUGGAGUCGCUCUCAGUUCACACAUACCAUCGUCAUUUCAACGCAAAACCCCCACGGCCGGCGUUCCUUUUCUGUGUCUGCAGUUUCACAUCGAUGGGAAUUGUAAAAUGAAAAACCAAAUACGCUCACAGAAAAUAUUGAAUCGAGGUGCCGUGAUUACUGUAAAUGUGUGCACUAGAUCUCACCCCACACCACAUCAUCACAGGAAGUGACGUCAUUUUGCAGGAGUCAAAGAAGUGGGAUUAUGGAUUUCCAAACCUUGCUGUGAUAGUUUUGGUUUAUUAUUAUAAUUAUAAUAAUGGGAUGUAUUCAAAGCAUCAGUAAUGUACAUCCAAAGAUGGAUGUUCAAGGCUUCACGCUGUUUCAUGUCUCGCCUGUAAUGAAAUUCAAACUUCUCUUUGCCAUUCGUUUGAAGUAUACUGGGGCCUUUGGGAUGUAAAAUAUGUUCCUUUAAUGUACUUUAAUGUUUAUCAAUGGAACUGAUUCGAUCAGAAUAUAUUUGAUGUUUAUAGAGAUCCACCUUUUUUUUAGCACAGCUGGUUCUGAAAGUACAGUUUUACACCCAUUUUUCCCAUACACUGUAAAAAAUGUUGGGUUCCACACAAUUCCUUCAUGUUGUUCCAAAACAAAGUAACUAAACUUAAUGUAAGUUGAUUGAACAUAAAAUAAUUAAGUUGUCCAAAGGAAAACUCAAGAAUUGUGUAGUUUAAACUCAUUUUAAAUAAGCAGUUUGAACAAUCUGCAAAAGUCAUUUUUUGAGUGUAGGAAAGUCAUUGUUAAUGCAUUUUGAGCCAACUACGAGGAGAAUCACGACAUAAAAACUUGAUUUAAAACAAGAUUUGAAGCAAAGUAUGUGAAAAUUAGAUUAAAACAAAACAAAACCCAGAAAUACAAGACUCUGCACUUAAUGGCUUAAAUGAGGGAAAGAACUACAAUCGCACAAAGCACUGCAAAAACUCAAAAUCAAUAAAAAAAGACAGGAAAAUAAAAAUAAUUAAAGUUGUUGGUUGGAUCUAACAUAUUUCAGGUUUAUAGCAAAAUAUAAAUAUGUAUGCAGUAAGCAUUUUGAAGGGAGCAUUUUUAAAGAGACCAUUUUUGCUGCAACUUUCUGAUUGGAGGAAAUUCUGUACUGCAUUAUGGGUAAUGUAGUUUUCUCCACAAAUGCUAUUACUAAGCAGUUUUUUUUUUAUAGAUUGAAAUAACGUAAACCGUUGCAUUUAGAGCAUAUACAAAUAUUUAAAAACAUCAGAGAUUAAAAGAAAUCUGACUUAAAAGUUUCUUUACAAUAAGUUUGUGGAGAAAAUGAAAGAGUUUUUAACUUUCAGAACUUAACAGUUGCUCCCUAUUAAGCAACCGUGGAACAUCAGUGAUUGGUUGAUUUUGAACCAAUGAGAUUGUACUGUGGGCAGAGCGUCCCAGCAACGAGUUGAAAAUGUUGUAAACGUCUUAAGACACUGUGUAAUGUUGCAUUCAUGGUGAAGACCAUUUUAAGCGAUUUGAAUGAACAGAUAAUGGCGCGAUGUGGAUGUGUACUUUAUGUAAAUGAGUAAUGCAGUGUGCAGCCAAUGGAAAUUAUUAUUGUUCAUUGUGAUCAUUAAUGCACUGCUGCAGAAUUUCUUUUCAGCGUGCCACAAAAAUAUCCCCUUGUUAACGCCCCAUUUACACGGGGUGUCAGCGUCAACGCUUCCCAUUCACGUUGUUUGGGUGACGUCAGUUGUUGCCGAACUGCAUUGUGGAUCCGUCGGCGCCACUUCAGUGGCAUUGCUCGCUGCAGAAGUUGGGACUUUUUCAACUUUUCAAGCGCCGACGGAAGCGUCAGCCAAUCAGAUCACUGUAUGCAAAUACACCAGCUCAGACAGUAUCCGAUUGCUAACUAAUUUCAUUGGCUGACACUGCUAUGAUAAGCCCCAACUUCAGACACGCCAUCUGUCGCAAGCGUUGACGCUAAAGUCCCGUGUGAAUCGGGCGUAAGCGUGACGUCACGCAAAGUGGCUUACGGGUCCAAUCGCUAUAUUAAACUGUAUGGGGAGACUCAACAAAUAGUAAUAAUAAAUGUUUACAAAGCGAUGUAAUAGUUUUGAAAAUC
This is a messenger RNA of Danio aesculapii, 7014 nucleotides long. RefSeq names its product HECT, C2 and WW domain containing E3 ubiquitin protein ligase 1b (gene hecw1b). Gene Ontology annotation, molecular function: protein binding; ubiquitin-protein transferase activity. The record is from RefSeq and is a predicted model, not a curated record. NCBI's taxonomy places the organism in Eukaryota, Metazoa, Chordata, Actinopteri, Cypriniformes, Danionidae. The coding region runs from base 108 to 4718 and encodes 1536 amino acids. The transcript has 29 exons. Gene Ontology annotation, biological process: regulation of dendrite morphogenesis.